CACACGCACACGUAGAGCUCGCAGGGAUUUCCCGCCCCAGCAGCAGCAGUAGAGGCCACAUCACUUCCUGGUCAUAGCUAGGACCGGAUGUGUCCGUUAACCCUGUCGGGUGUAGUGGAGCUUGACGUUUCGGAUUGGACUACAACUACCGACAUUUCAAUCGGCAGAUUAUUUGAAACUUCCGGGUUAUGCGUGCUUGAGUUCCCCGCCUUUUGAGCAGACAUGUUGCUACCGUCCGACGUCGCCCGGCUUGUUUUGGGGUACCUCCAAGAAGAGGGACUGUCCUCCACAAGCCAAGCUUUCAUUCAUGAAAGCCCAAACCUGAAAGAGUAUGCCGACCACACCACAGAAGAUGGGACUAUUCCUGCAUGUGUGUUUUCUGUCUUUGGGAAAGGCUUAACAACCAUCUUAAAUGAGUAUGUGGCUGCCAAAACAAAAGAGUCUUGUCAUGAGGUACCUGCCAUGAUGACUUCGUUGUGGAAAAAGCUGGAUUUUACACUGAACCAGAUCAAGUCAUUGCAGAACUCCCCCGCAUUAUCAGCAUCUCAAAGAACACGUUCACGCAUUGGAGUGGCAAACAUGGCCAGACAGCGGGUCUUGACCAUGGCUUCAGCUGGUGGUGUCGUCUGCUCAUCAGUUUCUGAAACGAGCUCCAUCCUGAGCCCUGCACACACCUCCCACAGCAUGCUCAGCCACUCCACCCCCAUGAGCUACACUGCCCCGCACACCCGACCAACUAUUGGCGGUGGCCCACACCAGCAGACCCAUGAUGUCAGCCGAUUACUAACUACACCCAGGGAUUCCCCUAUACAGAUAAUUGUUUCAGAACAUCGGCUAAAUCCAGGCCCACUGUCUCCUGGACGUCGGAAAUGGGACACGCCCAGGAAGAGAGGUGGUGCUCCGAGUGGAUCCAGUGGCCCUGGCAGAUGUGCCAUGAUGGCCAGUGGCCUCAAUGCAGAACCCCAACCUGAAGAGGCCGUCGAUGAGAACUUUCCUCAACUUGUGAUACAAAAUGCACGUGACAAGAUAUUGGGGGACAGAUCAUUACAAGAGAAGCUUGCUGAAAACAUCAACAAAAUCCUCGCCAGUGAUCCAUUGCCCCAAACAUCAAAGGCCUCUACAAGUACAAUGGAGGCAGACCCAUCAAUAGAUGAAAUCCUGGGAUUACAGGGGGAAAUCCAUAUGAGUGACGAUGCCAUCCAUGACAUUUUGGAGCAAACAGAGUCUGACCCAGCUUUUCAGGCCCUCUAUGACCUCUUUGAUUACAAUAAAACCAGAUUCACUGAUGGAGAACAAGGGGAUGGAGAUAUUAGUAGUAGUCCAGAAGAGAGUGACACUGCUGGACCUUCAUCUGCAGUCAGACCCCUUCAGAGUGAUGAUCCAGGCACUACACACACAGAUGCUAAUACUUCGGAUACAACACCAAUGACAGUGAAGAUGAGAGCUGGACAAGAGCGAAAGACCAGAAAGUCUACUGCUCCCACCUUGUUAAAGAAAACGGUUCUCGGCCCCAGCGGCAGAGCAUCCAGAAUUGAAAAUAGUUCAGCCAGAUUAUUAGUGAGUCAUGGGGAGCACCGAGGUGUCUCAUCUGCUGCAGUGGACUCGAACAGAAAAGAAAAAGCCUCACUCAGUGUUUUUGUGACACCAAUAGAUAUUGAUGAACCGCUGAAUACACCUCCCCCUCCUUCAGACAGUAUGGCCACUCAGGAGCAUGCCACAAAGGACAGCACCUCCACCACAACUGCCCUUAGUGAAUCAACCACAGUUCCCUCAUCAACUGCUGUAUUUGCUGCGUCAGAAGCAACAUCGACCUCUAAUGUGGACAAAAAACAGGGGUGUAAACAAGCACAAGGAUCUAAAGAGCAACCUGCUACAGCCCCCUCUUCAGCCAGUAAUCCAUCUGCUUUUUUGUCCCCUUUACAAGUUGAACUGAACAACACUCCACUGCCGACUGCUGACCUACCUCAUAUGUCAAUUUCAAACUCUGGAGGAGACACUCAACCAGUGUUUACUCUCUCAGUAACAUCUGAAUCUGCCUCUUCCACAUCUGCUUCCACUGCUGCACCAUUGACAGCAACACCUGGCUCACCCACAUCUGCUUCUACCUCUGCAACGCUUACAGCUACACCUGCCUCAUCCACACCCGCCUCACCCGCUUCCUUCUCCACUUGUGUCCCAGUUGAUGCAAUACCUGAUCCUCCAUCCACCAACCACACCGCCCCAGGCAAGGCUGCACCUGAUUCCAAUAUAGUUUCUUUGAAGAUCAUCAUAAGCGAUAACCAGGAUGACACUUCUUCCAGUGACACUGCCUUGAAUCAGGCAGUUUCUAGCAUUUCCGGAAACAAGAUACCUACCAUCUAUCUUUCCUCUCCAGCUAAGUCCUUUGGAGGCCCUGGCACACCAAAGGCCAACUUGGAUGAGGUGGCACAGGCAGUUAGUGGCUUACAAAGCUCUGAGGCACAUGCCAGUCCUCUCAGCAGUAAGGCUGGGGCUGUAGUCGCAUCCCCAUUAAUAGGGACAUCACAGGCCCAGCAAAACUACAUCAUUCAACUACCCCUGGACACCACUAACCCUGCCCUCCAAGGAGCCACUGCCAGCUAUUUCCUUGUGACUGAACCCCCGACUACAGAUGCUCAAACCAGGCAGGUGCUACUGUCUGCUGGUGUCUCAAAGGGACAGCCUUUGCUCACCAAUCAGUAUGGGGUGACUACACCAACCCGCCCUCAAAGCUACUCCAGUGGGCCAGCACUCAUUUUACCAUCGCCUGUUAAGCCCAUGAUGCUUCCUGUUUCUGUUAUGGGGCAAAAUACUCUGGGGAAUGUCCAGAUGGUGUCCAAUCAGCUUGUUGCCAUACCAAACCCAGUACCGGUACAGCAGUCAGAAACUUUCAAGUCCAAAUCUCCCACAGUGGCAAUCAAACGGUCUACAACUGCUGGCACUGAGCAACAUCUGGUUGGUAAGUUGGUUCAACCUGUGUCAGCUGAAAACACAAGCCAGCAGGAUGCAGCAAAGGUUCCUAGACAUAGAAGAAUUUUAUGUUUUGACUCUUCUGCAGAAGUUAAACCACAAACUGCUAAAACAAUCAGAACCACUAAACCUCUGGCUACAGACACAUCUACAUCGCAAUCUGUCCAGCAGACUGAGAAAGAUAAUACACAGUUGAUCACUCAAACAAAGCCUACUAUCUUGGGUGGCAACAAGCCCAAGAGGAGGGUACAGCCUGUCAGAUGCUCAGCAGGUCCCCAGACUGGAGGAGUCUUGGUGAGGGAGGCAGAGAAGUCCAUGCCUCCACAACAGCACCAGAAAGAUCCUAUUACAAAGGACUCUCGCAAACAGGAUCAUAGCAUCCAUAACCAAGAGUCUCAAAGUGCAAGUACCAGCAGCGUUAAUGCCUCACAGCCUGAGACUUUGAAAAAGUCAGAAUCAGGAAGGCGAUCACAAUCUGUUGACAGGAAACAAAAUCAUGAUAAGGAUGGUGAUGGAGCAAAAGCUAAGGAUUCUCAUAGUUCUAGAUCGUUGUCCCCUGAUUCUGCACUGAAAUCAGGAACUAGAAAGGAGAAAGAGGAGAGCAGCAGGAAAGAAGUUGCAGAAAAAGCUCCUGCCAAAUCACGUGAGGGGCGUACAGAAAAGAGGACUCCCUCUCAGGAGGUGCCAAAUGUGACCGCUAACAAGGAGAAUGAAAUGAAGGGUAGCAUGCAAGAGCAGCAACAGCAGUCAACACCUUCAUCUUCAGCAACAAGAGACUUUAGCCCUCCAGCUGUCACCCAGCCUACAUCUAAUCCUCAUUCUAAAGCUACAAAAGCCCCCUCAAAGACCAGCUCUCUGGCUAAACAGGCAGCUGAGAUGCUGCAGGACAUCCAGGGGCUCAGCUCUCCUUCCACCCCAGUCAAGAGGCCUGGAGCAGGCAGUUCAGACCUUAGUCUUCCCUGGACCCCUGGGACUGGCCGUAACCAGGAGGAGUCAGCUGACUGUCCCAGGACUCCUUCCCGACAGAAGAAGGGUAAAGAUGGAGAGGGGACUCCUAAGCAUCUAAUGCCUCCCACCACCCCAGAUGUCCCCUCCUGCAGCCCAGCCAGUGAGGCUGGCAGUGAAAACAGCAUCAACAUGGCUGCUCACACACUCAUGAUUCUUUCACGUGCUGCCAUCGCCAGGACAGGCACUCCACUCAAGGACAGUUUGCGUCAGGAGGGAGUAGGAGAAAAGUCGCCCACAAGCUCAAAGAACUCGAAGAAACGUAAACAGUCUUCUCCCACAACCAGUCCACCAGCAAAGAAAGACCGGGAAAGGAAGAAACUUGUUGAUUGCUUUCCCCAUGACUUGGACGUGGAUAAGUUCUUGUCUUCACUUCACUAUGAUGAGUGAAACUGGACAUACCAACAGGAAAGGUCUACGAUAUCACUACCUGCUUAGGUUACUAUCCAGGAAUAGAACAAGCCAUCUGCUAAACCAGUGCCUAUGGUUCCUAUUAGUAACCUUGCCUGAGACCUUAUAAGCUGUAAUGUGUCCUUCAGCCAAUGACAGACUUUGAUUUGGUUGACUAGUUUCCAGUGUGGGUGAUCUGCAUAAAAUCCUAUUAGAUGCAGCAGUAGUAGAGCAACCAUGGCACUUUGUUAUAUAUUUUUUUUCAUUCUCAUGCUCACUUCUGUUUUAAUUAAUCAUCAUUGUUUUGUACCUUAACAAAACAAACACAAUUUGUUUUGAGGCACUUUGACAUAAUGGCUGCAUGUUGUUAAAAUGGGUGACUCAAAGUAUUUCCUUGGUCAAUAUUUGACUCUAGUUUGAUAUAUCCAGGUUACACUGACUGAUUGGUUGGUAUGUAAAAAUACAUUUUGGAAUAUGUCUCUACCAGUAAUUUUAGUAACACUGAAUGAAGAGCUCUCAUUUAUUUUAGUUUUUCAUGUUCAGAAAAGGCUGGUUAAUAAAAAAAUUAAUGUGAAGAUUCUAUUUUGUGGUAUACAUGUCUAUAGUUUUUUGUGUUUUUGAUGUUGGUAGAAUCAGACACACUGUGUGAAAAUGGCUGCAACUGUUCAAAUGUUGUAAUAAAACAAAGAAACAGUC
Siniperca chuatsi (mandarin fish) is the source of this 5058-nucleotide messenger RNA. It is a transcript of the gene npat, whose product is annotated as nuclear protein, ataxia-telangiectasia locus. Bases 223 to 4362 code for a protein of 1379 amino acids. The record is from RefSeq and is a predicted model, not a curated record. The transcript is spliced from 19 exons. Gene Ontology annotation, molecular function: protein binding; transcription coregulator activity. NCBI's taxonomy places the organism in Eukaryota, Metazoa, Chordata, Actinopteri, Centrarchiformes, Sinipercidae. Gene Ontology annotation, cellular component: nucleus.